Scomber japonicus (chub mackerel) is the source of this 601-nucleotide messenger RNA. Its product is annotated as cytochrome c oxidase subunit 6B1. Gene Ontology annotation, cellular component: mitochondrion; respiratory chain complex IV. Lineage: Eukaryota; Metazoa; Chordata; Actinopteri; Scombriformes; Scombridae. The transcript has 4 exons. The record is from RefSeq and is a predicted model, not a curated record. The coding region runs from base 84 to 344 and encodes 86 amino acids.
AGGAGGUCUAGCUUCUUUCCGGAGAGGACACAUCAGAGUUCGUCCCAAGGUUAGCUGUCGGCACCUGACUCAAACUCACAAAGAUGGCUGAGACUAUUGAGGAGAAGAUCAAGAACUACAGGACCGCUCCCUUUGACGCCCGGUUCCCCAACACCAACCAGACCCGCAACUGUUUCCAGAACUACCUGGACUUCCACAGGUGCAACAAGGCUCUGUCAGCCAAGGACCAGGAUGUGGCUCCAUGUGAUUGGUACCAGAGGGUUUACAAGAGCCUUUGUCCCAUGAGCUGGGUUGCCAAAUGGGACGAGCAGAUAGAGGGCGGGACUUUCCCAGGAAAGAUCUGAAAUUGCCAUCCAGGACACUCAUGUGCAGGACAUUCUGUUACUUGCACCUUUUACCUCUGCGGUGUGCCUAAGGACAACUCCAAACAGCGAUUAAUGUUAUUAUUAUUAUCAUCAUCACUGUUACCGUCUUUAAUUUACUUACUCAAAGCACGCACAACUUUUAACCCUCCAUGUUGAGGUCUAAAGUUUGUUUCUUGUUUAUUUUGAACUACUCUAUGGGAUUGUUAAUUCAAUAAAUACAGUGCGGAUGUAAUUAA